AUGUGUGUCCUCAUUUUCAAAGUUUUGUCAAGAUACACAGUCAUCAUGAGCAAGAGGAUGCGUGUCCAGCUGAUGUGUGGAGCCUUUGGCAUUAGCCUGGCCAUGGCAGGUAUACAGGUGGCAUCCAUAUUUACCUUACCCUUUUGUCACAGGGUGAUUGGUCAUUUCUUCUGUGACAUUCUCCCUGUCAUGAAACUCUCCUGUAUUGAUACCACUCUCAAUGAAAUAAUUAAUUUUGCUGUCAGUUCAUUUGUAAUCCUGGUCUCCAUGAAUGUGGUCUUCAUCUCCUAUGUCCUCAUCAUCUCCGCCAUCCUCAAGAUUGCCUCAGCCGAAGGCCGGAAGAAGACCUUUGCCACCUGUGCCUCCCACCUCACUGUGGUCAUUGUCCACUAUGGCAGUGCCUCCAUUGCCUACCUCAAGCCCAAGUCAGAAAAUUCUGCAGAACAAGACCUCCUUCUCUCAGUUACCUACACCAUCAUCACUCCCCUGCUGAACCCUGUGGUUUACACCCUAAGGAACAAGGAGGUCAAAGAUGCCCUACGCAGAGCUGUGGGCAGACACAUUUCUUAA
Messenger RNA from Galeopterus variegatus (Sunda flying lemur), 570 nucleotides. Its product is annotated as olfactory receptor 10J5-like. Gene Ontology annotation, biological process: G protein-coupled receptor signaling pathway. Gene Ontology annotation, molecular function: olfactory receptor activity. The record is from RefSeq and is a predicted model, not a curated record. The transcript has 2 exons. Gene Ontology annotation, cellular component: membrane. Bases 1 to 570 code for a protein of 189 amino acids. NCBI's taxonomy places the organism in Eukaryota, Metazoa, Chordata, Mammalia, Dermoptera, Cynocephalidae.